GGAGGGGAUGGGUUGGGGGCGGUAUUAGUGUAGGGGCGCUCGGAAGGGACAGUUAUCGAUGUGACACCACGUAGACGCUGUAAGGGGACGGGUGUCGGUGUGGCACCUGUGCACGCUGAAGGAGCGGGCAGAACUGGGUGGCCAUGGGGACGUGGGUGUCGCAGGACGCGAUGUGGGAGAUGCCGGCCGAGAAGCGUAUCUUCGGGGCCGUGCUGCUGUUCUCUUGGACAGUGUAUCUUUGGGAGACCUACCUAGCACAGCGGCAGAGAAGGAUAUAUAAAACAACAACUCAUGUGCCACUGGAGUUAGGACAGAUCAUGGAUUCAGAAACAUUUGAGAAAUCUCGACUGUAUCAGCUGGAUAAAAGUACUUUCAGUUUCUGGUCAGGACUCUAUUCAGAGAUUGAAGGCACUCUUAUUCUUCUCUUUGGAGGAAUACCUUAUCUCUGGAGACUUUCUGGACGGGUCUGUGGAUAUGCUGGCUUUGGACCAGAGUAUGAGAUCACCCAGUCCUUGGUGUUUCUGCUAUUGGCUACACUUUUCAGUGCAUUAACUGGUUUGCCAUGGAGUCUUUAUAAUACCUUUGUAAUAGAAGAAAAACAUGGUUUUAAUCAACAGACCUUGGGAUUUUUCAUGAAAGAUGCAAUCAAGAAAUUUAUUGUGACUCAGUGUAUUUUAUUGCCUGUGUCUUCCCUUCUACUUUACAUUAUUAAAAUUGGGGGUGACUAUUUUUUUAUAUAUGCCUGGCUGUUCACAUUAGUUGUUUCUCUGGUGCUUGUCACAAUCUAUGCUGAUUAUAUUGCCCCUUUAUUUGACAAAUUCACACCUUUGCCAGAGGGAAAGCUUAAACAAGAAAUUGAAGUAAUGGCAAAGAGUAUUGACUUUCCUUUGACUAAGGUGUAUGUUGUUGAAGGAUCUAAACGCUCUUCCCACAGCAAUGCUUAUUUUUAUGGCUUCUUCAAGAACAAGCGAAUAGUUUUGUUUGACACUCUACUAGAAGAGUACUCUGUACUAAACAAAGACAUCCAGGAGUCUGGAGUGGAAUCCCACAAUGAUGGAGAAGGGGACAGUGAAGAAAUAAAAGCAAAAGUUAAAAAUAAGAAACAAGGGUGUAAAAAUGAAGAGGUGCUUGCUGUACUAGGCCAUGAACUGGGACACUGGAAGUUGGGACACACAGUCAAAAAUAUCAUUAUUAGUCAGAUGAAUUCUUUCUUGUGUUUUUUCUUGUUUGCUGUAUUAAUUGGUCGAAAGGAACUUUUUGUUGCAUUUGGUUUUUCUGACAGCCAACCCACUCUAAUUGGACUACUGAUCAUCUUCCAGUUUAUUUUUUCACCUUACAAUGAGGUUCUUUCUUUUUGCCUAACAGUCCUAAGUCGCAGAUUUGAGUUUCAAGCUGAUGCAUUUGCCAAGAAACUUGGGAAGGCUAAAGACUUAUAUUCUGCUUUAAUCAAACUAAACAAAGAUAACCUGGGAUUCCCUGUUUCUGACUGGUUGUUUUCAAUGUGGCAUUAUUCUCAUCCUCCGCUACUAGAGAGACUCCAAGCUUUGAAAAACACAAAACAAGACUGAGAUGCCCAAAGUCUGCAACUGAAGACAUUUCUGAUUAUUUUUGUCCUGGCAGCAUGAUCCAGCUCUUGAUAUUUUUAAUUUUUUUUUUAAGAAAAAUUAUUAAGUACAGAAAAGCCCAGAUUAAAUACAUUUAAUAUCUCAUUUUAAAAAUGAUUUUAAUAAUCCAUUUCUUAGAGAAAACACUGGAUGCAAUUUUGAGACUUAAUGUUUUUAAAGGUAUAAUUUUCUUUAUCUUUGACAUCUACUUUACCAUCAACUUGUAAAAUUAUUUGAGAAAAUACAGAACUUGUUUUAUUUACAAAUUUAUAUAGAAUCUGCAUACAAGGUGUUUGAGUGCAUAUGUCUGAAAGAGAGGUACCACCUCUGAGUCCUCUCUGUAAUGCAGAAGCAGUGGUUCCAAAUCAUUGUGUGCAUACAUAAGUUGAAGAUUAUUUUUACUUUUCAUACUGUUACGAUUUAACCUGGCCAAUCAGUGUUUUAAAUAAGGAAGAAAGAUAGUUGGCAAGGCUGAUUUUAUUAAAAUGAAACUAGUUAGAAAUAUAUCGUUUUACCAGAUUUCUCUGUUUCCUCUCUUACUACACACUGAUCAGGAGUUUUUGUAGUGCUUUGAAAUUAGAAAUUAUGUAUAGAAUGUUUUAAAUCACUGUUGUUUUUAAGAAGAUCUCAGUCUUUUCCUUUCUUUCCACCCAAUAGGUAUGGUCCCACUGGGUAAACUAUUAUUUUUCAAAAUUUUCAACUUUUUCUCAUUCAUAUUCUCUUAUUCGAUAAGUAGUGCAUUCUUCCAGUUAGCAGAAAUUGGCAUAUUGAACAGGUUCUGCUAUUUUAAAAGUGACAAAACAUGGAAAGAAGAAGAAAUGAUAUUUUAAGAGAUGUAAGGGUGAAAUGUUGAUGAUUCUCUUAAUAUUACAGGAAAAGUAUAGUUUUCUAUCUCUUUCAAAGACAGAAAAGUUUCAGUUUUUAUUUUUGUAACUUUUAUCAGCAAGUUAUAAGUACUAUUUAAUCAGUCCUAAUUCUACUUUAAAAAAUUAUAAUUCUUACUAUGCAGAUAAUUAAUUUCAAAACAAAUUGGCAUGAAAGAUUUCUUUUCCGAUUGUAAAAGGUGUACUUUUGACUGCUUCAAGUCUCUCUCCACUCUGAAAAAAAACUUUGUGCCUAGAGCUCUUACUCACUGAUACACUGAUAAUGUAUACUUCCUCUGCAUUUAUUCCAAAGUGGGAUUGACUGUGCACCCUUGGUGUCUGCUCAUAAGUCUUUUGCUCAGCUGACAUUUGGGUGAUGUCUUUACAUGGAAAUAUAAUAAAAAUCUAGUUUAGUACUACAUUAUUUAUUUCCUAAGGCUAAAGAGGAGCAGUCCUAUGAUUUUAUUUAUCCACUGUGCUUUAUCUGUGAAUUCAUGCUGCGAUAACUGCCUUUCCUUCUGUGCCUUUAAAUAAGAAUUUCAGUUCCACGCAAGUAAAACAUUAAAAAUUGUCAAUGGAAA
Choloepus didactylus (southern two-toed sloth) is the source of this 3048-nucleotide messenger RNA. It is a transcript of the gene ZMPSTE24, whose product is annotated as zinc metallopeptidase STE24. Lineage: Eukaryota; Metazoa; Chordata; Mammalia; Pilosa; Megalonychidae. The record is from RefSeq and is a predicted model, not a curated record. Gene Ontology annotation, cellular component: endoplasmic reticulum membrane. The transcript has 10 exons. Gene Ontology annotation, biological process: CAAX-box protein processing. Bases 144 to 1568 code for a protein of 474 amino acids. Gene Ontology annotation, molecular function: metalloendopeptidase activity.